CUCGGUCUUUCGCCCGUCGACGCCGGCACCAUGGUCAAUAUCCCCAAGACACGCCGCACCUACUGCAAGGGCAAGACCUGCAAGAAGCACACCCCCCACAAGGUCACUCAGUACAAGAAGGGCAAGGAUUCGUUGGCUGCGCAGGGCAAGCGGCGAUACGACCGUAAGCAAUCCGGCUACGGUGGUCAGACCAAGCCCGUCUUCCACAAGAAGGCGAAGACGACUAAGAAGGUCGUGCUGCGAUUGGAGUGCACGGUGUGCAAGUACAAGAUGCAGCUGUCGCUGAAACGCUGCAAGCACUUCGAGCUUGGUGGCGAGAAAAAGACCAAGGGUGCCGCCCUCACUUUCUAAACGCUCUUACUUGCAUAUCCCGUAUCCGUGUCGCUACCACUUUCGCUUCCGCAUGCCGUGUUCCAUAUGCAUAUGCCACAAUGACAUGCUCUCUCCUGGCAUUCGAGAUCAACGAACUAUUCUGAGUGGUGCCGAAGCUAGUGGUGUGCAGUGGUGUGCAGCGAUGGAUGUGACUUUGAGUACUGUAACGAUCUGAUGUGAUAGUGUGAAUAACACGCGUAAUGCGGCUUCUAGAUU
Punctularia strigosozonata HHB-11173 SS5 is the source of this 588-nucleotide messenger RNA. RefSeq names its product 60S ribosomal protein L44. The coding region runs from base 31 to 351 and encodes 106 amino acids. Gene Ontology annotation, cellular component: ribosome; cytosolic large ribosomal subunit. The transcript is spliced from 7 exons. The record is from RefSeq and is a predicted model, not a curated record. Lineage: Eukaryota; Fungi; Basidiomycota; Agaricomycetes; Corticiales; Punctulariaceae. Gene Ontology annotation, molecular function: structural constituent of ribosome. Gene Ontology annotation, biological process: translation.